Molecule: messenger RNA, 1571 nt
Organism: Micromonas commoda
Lineage: Eukaryota; Viridiplantae; Chlorophyta; Mamiellophyceae; Mamiellales; Mamiellaceae
Exons: 1
Coding region: 1-1515 (504 amino acids)
Source: RefSeq, a predicted model, not a curated record
AUGAAGAGCGAGGCACGCCGAGCGCGCGAGCACGCGAUACGCGCCGCGCAGGCCGCCGAGGCUGCCGAACUCCGCGCGCGUCACCUCGAGGAACGAUUCCAAUUCGAGGCGAGGACCACCCCGACGAAGGAUUGGCGACCGGGCGAGGACGUCGAGGUGGACUUCGGCGUCGCCAUGAACGCCAGGGCCGGCGCGUGGGACGAGGAGGACGAGGACGCGUUCACGCUCGCGGAGGCCCUUCGCAUCAGCGAGGAGGAAUUCGAACGCGCCACGCGGUCCAGGGCGAGGGAGGAGGGCGAGAGGCGAGCGCAGGAUUGGUGGGAUCGGGUCUCCGGACACCAACCGGGGGGAGCCGGGGGGACCGACGGAGGACGCGACCCGCCGACCCCGCCGUCGCGGCAGCCGCACUACGCGAGCAGCAGCCCCGUCCACGCCCCCCCCACCCGCGAGCCGUCCAUGGCCACGCCCCCGCACCUCGACCCGUCCUUCCUUCGCGGCCCCGGAGGAGGCUCAGCCGGCGACGAGGCUCCCGGCCCGGUCGACCGACGCGGGGCGCCCGCCGCGGGAUCCAUCGCCCCGGAGGAGCUCGAGGAGACCCGGCAGCUCCUCGAGGCACUCGCGCGGUCGAAGGAGGAGGCUGAUCUCGUGGAGGCGCUGCGACGGAGCGAGGCGGAGUCGACGACGAGGACGACGACGAGGGCAAAAACAACAGACGGCGUCGACGUGAACGACGUUCGUCUCAGCCCGAGGUCUCCCGGCCGCGUCCGAUACGGCGGCGAGGACCUCGACCUGGCGGGCAUGGCGUUCCGUCGAACCGUGUUUGGCGCCGGGGAGAGGCCGGAUCCGAGCGCCCCGCCCGCGGCGUUUCGCGACGGGGGUUCGUCUGGAAAGUUUUUUUUUGGCGGCGACGGGAACGGGUUUUCCGACGGGGGCGGCGAAGGCGAGGACGACGUCGUCGAGCGGCGCGCGGCCGAGCGCGCGGCCGAGACCGAGGCGCGCCUGCGUCGCAUGGAGGAGCGACUCAACGCGGAGAAGGCUGCCGCGGAGGAGCGCCGCGUCGAGCGCGAGAGGGUUCGGGAGGAGCGGGAGCGAAGGGAGCUGGAGGAGCGGGAGAAGGAGGCGACGAGGAGGGCGAACGAGGCGGCGAGGGCGGCGAGGGCCGCGGAGGCGGCCAGGCGCGAGGCGGCGAUGAAAGCGGCGGCGAGACGCGCCGCCGAGGAGCGGGAGGAGUUGGAGCGGGCGAGGGAGCGGGCGGAGGAGCUUCGGGAGGAUGCCGCGAAGCGCGCGGAGGACGACAUCGGCGGCGAGGACCUGCCCGGCGCUCUGCGAGCGCUCGGGCUCGGGGACGUGGACGAGGGCGAUCCGGCGGCGGUGAAGAGGGCGUACAGGAAGGCGGCGCUCAGGUAUCACCCGGACAGGACGCGGGGGUACACGCUGGAGCAGCGGUUAAAGGGGGAAGAGGUGUGGAAGCUCCUGGCGCAAAAGAUGGAGGCGUUUAAUCGCCGGAUCUCGUAGGCGGUUGUCUCGACGAGGCGGCGUAACCAUCUAACGUUCGUCUCUCCUCCUUUCAU